Molecule: messenger RNA, 2391 nt
Organism: Jaminaea rosea
Lineage: Eukaryota; Fungi; Basidiomycota; Exobasidiomycetes; Microstromatales
Exons: 1
Coding region: 1-2391 (796 amino acids)
Biological process (GO): regulation of transcription by RNA polymerase II
Cellular component (GO): chromatin
Molecular function (GO): DNA-binding transcription factor activity, RNA polymerase II-specific; RNA polymerase II cis-regulatory region sequence-specific DNA binding
Source: RefSeq, a predicted model, not a curated record
AUGGCUAGAACGAGGUCUGCCAAAGCAGCAGUUGCAGGCGGCUCGACGACGGCGUCAAUGGCAGUGGCUAGCGCCCAAUCACCCACCGAUUCCGAUGUCAAGUCUAACCUCCUUAAAGCAUCGUCUCUCCAAGACUCCUUUUUUGAAGCCCCCAAUUCCACCUCCCCAACGUCAUCUGCCUCCUUUACCUUUGAUCUUCGGGUCUCAGAGUUCCCUGGUACUCCCGGAGAAAGCACCAACAGCGGCAACUCAGACGCCAAUCCAUUCUUCCACCGAUUCGAAGAAGACACCGCAGCCACCAGCCCAGGUGACGACGGCCAACAGCUCUCAUCGCUACUCCUGCCGGCCUUUGAGACAGACUGGGACGCUACUCUUCGUCAGAGGCAACGCACCUUCACUCGCAUAUCCUUCAGCUCCUCCGCAGCGAGCUCCACGACUUCCACCGCUGCUUCUGAGAACGGUGACGAAUCAGCCGACGUAGACUGGGAAACGAACAAUUUCACAGCGAUGCGACAACAACAACAAGUCAACGGCGCAGCCGACAACGGCCUCUCAGAGGCAUUUGAGCAGCACCACCUUGCCGGGCCAUGCAGCUUUCAAGACCAUCAGUACGAUCCCUCGCACUACGUCCACAACGAGCAGCAGCAGCGCGAUGCCGCCAACAGCAUCAAUCCCACGGGCGAUCACCGACCCAUCCCCUCGUUCAAUCUCGAGGACUUUAUCUCUGACGCUGCCGAGCAGCCGCAGGGAAGCGAGCCCACCAGCUCAGAGGACCAGCAGCGCAACAUCGCCUCGUGGCAGGCCGACCCUGCUUUUGGCAGCAUGUCCAACGCUGACAUGCUCGCAGCCCUUCAAGGUUCCAUCAACGAGCACAAGCGCAGAGAGACAUCCGAAUCAACAGGCACUGCCUUCAGUGGCAGCUCUGCUGGGUCACCGCCCUCACCCAAGACACCUGGGAGUCCAGGAGACAACGCAUACGGCGACAGUCAAUCAAGCCACCAGUCGUCGCCUUAUGUCACUCCAGCGCGAUGCUCGCCGUAUAACACCGUGUCACGCAGCAUGAGCUUCAACGGUCAUGCCUCGUCGCCCAUCUACGCACAGCAGCAGCAGCACCAACAUCAACAGCAGCACCAACAGCACUUCCAGUCGCCCCAGCAGCUCUUUGUUAACGGCCAAGGUGUCGUCGCUGCUUCCCCUGUGCAGCACCCCGCCUUGCUCCGAGUAGGCGGUGGCGCCCUUCCUCAGACGCCCGUACGCAGUCAGUCGACGUCCAACUUGCCCAGUAUGUUCGAUGCGAGCCUCUCGUGUAACCCAGCCUACAUCACCCCUGGAGAUGUAGCCGCCGCGACUCCUCUCGAGGUGCAGCACCAGCAGGGCUACUUCCAAGGUGGCGGUCACCGCAGCGAUUUCCCUGACAGCCCGGUUUCAUCAGCCUUCUCGUCACCCCUGCAGUGGACAGCUGUCUUGCCCAAUGACGAUGGCGCAGGAGAGGAUACCUACCGCGCUUCAGCCUAUGGUGGCGGCGCCGGCGGUCCCUCAGCCGUGGGCAUGUCAACCUCGCUCCCAUCGCGCUCCGCCCUUCUCAGCGCAGGCAGUGCCAUGGGCUCAAUGCCAUCAUCUCCGCUCUCCCUCGCCGGUCAGCCCAUGCGCCCAGGUCGCCCCUCGCUACACACCUCACCUUACAGCGUUCCGAUCCCCAUGGCAGAAGACCCGUCGUCUCGUCUGGCCCCGCCAUCAGUUAGCGGCCACCACCAUCACCUGCUUCCGCCCAAUCAUCCGCUCUCUCACCUGCACAACCCCUACAGCAACGUCAUCACCAAGCGCUCUCGCGGGCGUCGCGUGCCCAUCACGCCAGAGGAGAUGACCAAUGUAGGCAAGUCGGGCAAAGUCUACACAUGCAAGGUUCCCGGCUGUGGCAAGCUCUUCAAGCGUUCAGAACAUCUCAAGCGUCACAUCCGUAGCAUUCACACGGAUGAGAAGCCCUUCACGUGCCAGAUCUGCCACAAGAAGUUCUCGAGGCACGAUAAUCUCAACCAACAUAUGCGCGUUCACGGACCCGCCGCGGUUGCCGCCUUGGCUGCUCAAACGGCGGCAGCUGGUCAAGAUGGUGGUGGUGACUACGGAUCGUCCUCUUCCUCCUUUGGCGAUGACUCUUCACCCGGUGCUUCUCCGCUCUCCUCUGCGAGUCACCGUGGCGUGCGUCGCCACUCUUUCCUCUCGCAGGGUUCGCCAAGCCACUAUGAUGAGAUGGAGGCCCAGGGGGAGAACAAGGGCACCAUCAAGGGGCGACGGCAGACCAAUGCUUCGGCGCCAACGCUGGAUACCGAGGUGUUCGACUUCGAUGAUGGGAGCGCAGUGGAAGAUGGGGACGUGCAGCUCUUUUCGCUUUGA